AUGCAGCAGGCCUCGAUUGUAGACUGCAGAAACAACGGCUUCAGCAGACUAACCUUUGUGGGGCCCCCCUUGCCACUCAGCAGCAGCAGCAGCAGCAGCAGCAGCAGCAGCAACAGCAACAGCAGCAACAAAAGCAGCGAGUUGAAGGGAAGGCCCUGGCCCCGACCUGAAGCAGCAGCAGCAGCACCUGCUGCUCAUGCUUCAUUCUUCUUCCCUCCUGCACGGAGCUGCGCAGCAGCUGCAGGCUCAGCGGCAGCAGCAACAGCAGCAGCAACAAAGACAUUUCGGCUAGCGACCCCACAGCAGCAGCAGCAGCAGCAGCAGAAAGGGGUAGCAGGCCUUUGCAUGCGUUUUUAUAAGGCCAAGGCCAUCCGUGCUCUCUCCAUUCCAGAGAUAGAGAGGGAGGUGCUGCUGGCACGUCAGUCUGUGCUGCAGCUGCGGCUGCUGCAGCGGGGAGGCCUCUGCAGCAAACAGCAAAUAAUGCAUUCUCGUCGUUUGCUGAGGCAACUGCUAACAAUAAGAACAGAGAGGGAAGGAAAUGCAGGGACGCAGCAGCUGCAGCAGCAGCAGCAGCAGCUCAAGCAGCAGCAGCAGCAGCUCUUCUUAGAAGAAGCAACCCAGCUGCAACAAACCCUCAGGCAACAGAUGACGCCCGAGAGGCAGCAACAGCUGCAACAGCUGCAGCAGCUGCUGCUGCAACAGCAGCAGGAAAUGAAAAACUGGCAGCAGCAGCAGCAGCAACCAAUCCCGCAUGUUGCAGCAGCAGCAGAUGCUGCGACGCAUGCGUGA
Messenger RNA from Eimeria acervulina, 789 nucleotides. RefSeq lists its product as hypothetical. Bases 1 to 789 code for a protein of 262 amino acids. NCBI's taxonomy places the organism in Eukaryota, Apicomplexa, Conoidasida, Eucoccidiorida, Eimeriidae. The record is from RefSeq and is a predicted model, not a curated record. The transcript has 4 exons.